This is a messenger RNA of Myodes glareolus (Bank vole), 2357 nucleotides long. It is a transcript of the gene Nfyb, whose product is annotated as nuclear transcription factor Y subunit beta. The record is from RefSeq and is a predicted model, not a curated record. Gene Ontology annotation, biological process: regulation of transcription by RNA polymerase II. Gene Ontology annotation, cellular component: nucleus; CCAAT-binding factor complex. NCBI's taxonomy places the organism in Eukaryota, Metazoa, Chordata, Mammalia, Rodentia, Cricetidae. Gene Ontology annotation, molecular function: protein heterodimerization activity; RNA polymerase II cis-regulatory region sequence-specific DNA binding; DNA-binding transcription activator activity, RNA polymerase II-specific.
AACAAAGAAUUACCGAGCACCCACAGAUCGUUUUUCUGGCGCAAAGUGCUAGCUACAACAGGAGUGUUUGGUUUAGGCAAGGUUAGGUAGCAGGCGACCUUAAAAAAAAAAUGGCAUCCCGCUAAUCCUCGAGGACCCUAGUUUUGUGGAUCGUGCCACAAAUCACCGGGGUGGCUUCACCUCUCAGUUCGGAAACUAGAUCGGCAGCCGAAAGUGAUGGCUCAACUCGCCAGUAGUAGUGGCAUUAAUAAACAGGAGCUUUACGGAUGAAGUGUUGAGAGUUUUAUCAGGAUUUCUUUAAAAGGCAAAUUCCUCCUCUGCGCUGCUCUUGUAGCUUAAUUUAAGGAUUCUAUCGAUGCGAAACUGUGGUUGUCGAUGCCAAAGAAUGGAGGUUGGAGGAAGGGAAGACUGCUUUUCUUGGAUGCAGAUUUGCAUUUCUUCUAACAUUAAAGCAGAUGUAUGCAUUCCCUUGAGCUAUUACAGAUUAUAAACCUGCCCCUAGGAAAAUGUUUUCCAUGCGAAGUGACAGCGUGAUUUUAUUCUUAAUGGACUCAACCUAAAUAUAUACUUAGCCAACUAUUUGGGUUCCUUGUGUGGUAAGGGCUCUCCCCACACCCUUACUAAGCACUAUUCAUACACACACCCAACUCCUGUGCUUAAGUCUUCAAACACUUUAGAGCUACAGAGCAAUUUUGGAUCUAGAAAAGGGACAUAAUUUGGAAGGAUGAUACAAAUUACUUUUAAGAGUCUAAUAUGUUAGGCAGUCUUGGCUGUCUGGUCCCUUUAAUGCCGUUUUCAGAAUUCAACUCAACAGCCCCAGUUUCUUCCCUGCUAUUAACUACAUCUCUUGCUUCAGUGGAAACCAGUAUUCUUCCUUUAAAAUUAACACUGGAAGGAUUUUUGUUUUGCAAACCCCCAUUUGUUUGAUAAAAAGGGGGAAGGGAACGGUAAACAGGAAGGGUGCCAGUUCUGUCAUUGGUUCUGAUUUACUCAGUUAUUUUUGCCUUACAGUGAGACCGAAGUGCUGUCUAGAUGUCAUUUUAGUUCACAAUGAUGGCACUCCAAAACUACAAAUAAGGGCCCUGUGGAUUUUUUGUUUUGGUGGGCCCUCUGGGUGGUGUGUCUCUUUACUUCUAACAUAAAAUAAAUGCAUUACAGUCUGACAUAAUUUUUUUUCUUCCUUUUGAGUUAAAAAAAAUUUAUACAUCCCUGAAACAUUUAAGGAAGCCAUCCUCAAAAGUUGAAGUUAACAGGUUAAAAUUGGACAAGGAUCCACCACCUUUUGACAGGUGUUUGGGAGCAUCCCCAAUACACAGUUCUGACAGUAUUUCAUGACAAUGGAUGGCGAUAGCUCGACGACAGACGCUUCUCAACUGGGCAUUUCCGCGGACUACAUAGGAGGGAGCCACUAUGUUAUACAGCCUCACGAUGAUACUGAGGACAGCAUGAAUGAUCAUGAAGAUACAAAUGGUUCAAAAGAAAGUUUCAGAGAACAAGAUAUUUAUCUUCCAAUUGCAAAUGUGGCUAGGAUAAUGAAAAAUGCCAUACCUCAAACAGGAAAGAUUGCAAAAGAUGCCAAAGAAUGUGUUCAGGAAUGUGUGAGUGAGUUCAUAAGCUUCAUCACGUCUGAAGCGAGUGAGCGCUGCCACCAGGAGAAGCGGAAGACGAUCAAUGGGGAGGACAUCCUUUUCGCCAUGUCCACCCUAGGCUUCGACAGCUAUGUGGAGCCUCUGAAGCUGUACCUCCAGAAGUUCAGAGAGGCCAUGAAAGGAGAGAAGGGCAUUGGUGGAGCCGUCUCGGCUACUGAUGGGCUAAGUGAGGAGCUCACAGAAGAAGCCUUCACUAACCAGUUACCAGCUGGCUUAAUAACUGCAGAUGGCCAACAACAGAAUGUCAUGGUUUACACAACGUCCUACCAACAGAUUUCUGGUGUCCAGCAAAUUCAGUUUUCGUGACCUGAAGAAAUGAUGGAAGAGGCUGUGGAGAGUCCAACCGAGUCUGGAGCCGGCCUCGGGAGGAAGUGAGGGCCAGGUCGCCUGUUUGUACAGUAAGCAGCUGUAAUGUAGCUUCCUGAUGCUUGACUCAUUGAGGUGUUAAUUCUGACUUGAGAAUCUUUUUCAUGGAUAAUUUUAAAGAAAAAAAUUGGACUUCAAAAGUAUUAAAAUAUUUUUGUUUUGUAUGAGAGUUUGUUGCUCUGUAUGACGCCUGUAUGCAUUGUAUAUUGCAAUUUAUUCCUGUCAGAGAUUUGUAGACAGUUUCUUAUUUUCAUAUUGAAUCAUGUUAUUUUGUAAUUCAAGUAAGCAGCUGGGUUAAUUCAUGAUGUUUGCCCUUUUAAUAAAAUAUGAGGGUAGAGUUCA